Molecule: messenger RNA, 954 nt
Organism: Erigeron canadensis
Lineage: Eukaryota; Viridiplantae; Streptophyta; Magnoliopsida; Asterales; Asteraceae
Exons: 1
Coding region: 157-705 (182 amino acids)
Source: RefSeq, a predicted model, not a curated record
CCCCACCUUCCAAUUUCAUCAACAAUUAAUAUAUCUCGAUCGAUCUCGCAUUUCAUUAUACUCUCUAGCUAGCUCAUCAAGAAAACGUACGUACAAUUAAGAAACCUUCAUAUAUAUAAAGCCACUUAGAAUUGAAAGAAAGAACAAAAAAUAUAUAUGGAGCAAAACCAGCCAAUGUUAGCGAAAAAAGUGUGGAGCAUGGUGCGGGUGGCGUACUUCAUGUUACGCAAAGGCAUAUCCAAGAGGAAGUUAUUACUUGACCUCAACAUGAUGGUCAAGCGUGGCAAAGUCGCCGGUAAUAAGGCCUUACAUAACCUUAAGUCGCACCACCACCACAAGGGCCCCUCCUCGCUACAUGAUGAUCAGUACUCCAACGUGGACCAACGUGACGACGACGACGACUACGAAAACGAGUUCAGCUGCACCAAUAGUCCUAGUAGUACUACUAUUAAGAAACAUGAAGAGGAGGAGGAGGAUGUUGACAUUCGGGAUGUGAACGCGGCGAUGUUGAAGGCCAUGAAGAUGAUUCAAAGUGAGACACCUUCAGGGUUUGGGAAGACUAUGGUUAGGCAACUGAGGGUGACCGACUCCCCGUUUCCAUCGAGCAGCAAUCAGCCGGAGGAUAGCCACGUGGUGGAUGAGGCAGCCGAGAAGUUUAUAAACCGGUUUUACAACAACCUAAGGCGACAGAACAGCAAUAACUAAUAAUGCUUCAUCAUCAUUGUUUGGUCGUUGAUCACGAUAAUGAAUUGUGUUAUUUCGGUUGUGGUUUAUAAUUAUUGUAUGUAAUCCCUUAUACAAACAGCGACAAUUAUUCGAGGAGUCUUCGAUUAAUUACAAGUGAAUUUCAGAUAUAUGGAGCUUGUAGAAGUUGUUUGUAUUCGAAUUCGAUUGUAGGGGUGUACAGUCCAAUUAAGCAGCUACUCGAAUCUACGAAUACAUAGUUAAUGUAAA